Messenger RNA from Eufriesea mexicana, 1566 nucleotides. RefSeq names its product UDP-glycosyltransferase family 50 member B3 (gene Ugt50B3). Bases 1 to 1566 code for a protein of 521 amino acids. Lineage: Eukaryota; Metazoa; Arthropoda; Insecta; Hymenoptera; Apidae. Gene Ontology annotation, molecular function: UDP-glycosyltransferase activity. The transcript has 7 exons. The record is from RefSeq and is a predicted model, not a curated record.
AUGGCUAGUUGGAUGGAUCGAGCGAUCAUCCUGUUCGCUAUCCUACUUCACUGUGAUUCCACGACAGGGUACAACGUCCUGCUAGCCACCAUGGGCGGUACCAAGUCGCACACGGUUCCAUUCGUCGCAUUGGGCACUAGUCUGAAGGCACGGGGUCAUAACGUGACGCUACUGAGCGCAUUUCCGGGACCAGCGGCGAACAACGGACUGCAGGAGUUCGUUCCGCCAAUCUUCGAGGCUUACGUCGGGAAUUACACGUCAGAAUGGGACCUGGUCGGGGCAAGGUUCCGAGACGAAAUGCCCAUCUCACCGUGGGAUGCAAUGCGAUAUGCCUGGGAGGCCUGCGAGGCUCUUCUUCGCGACGAAUUAUCGGUAUCUUGGCUGAGAAGACCCGAAGGUGAUCCUCAUGCUCGAUGGGACAUCGCGGUCGUGGACGGGGCCUUUCCCGAGUGCCUUCUCGGGGUCCUUCAUGGGGAAGAUGUACCCACUAUUAUGCUGAACACGGUGGCCUUGUACAGCGGCUCCAUGAGUCGCCAAGGGAACCCAUCGCCAUGGUCUGUCACACCGUACUUCGGCAAAUCCCUGACACAGGACAUGAACUUCCUUCAAAGGAUUUUGAACGCCGCCUGCCUCGUUACCCUGAGGAUAAUGCACUGGAUCAUGAUCAGCGGAUAUCUUCAACCGGUUCUGAGGAAGUAUCUAGGGAACCAGUUGCCAGACGUACGAGAUCUGACCACGGAGAUUCCCCUGACAUUGCAGAACAGUCAUUACAGCGUGGCUGACUCGGUGCCUUACUUGGCCAACGUGGUGAACGUCGCAUGCCUCCAUUGCAAGCCUGCGACUCAGCUGAGUCCCGAUUUGGAGAGCUUCUUGCAACGCGGUUUCAUCUUCGUUUCCAUGGGAUCGUCGGUCCGCGCGUCGGGCAUGCCAGAGGCGCUGCGUCAAAUCUUUGUGGCAGCCUUCGCCACACUCCCGUACAACGUCGUGUGGAAAUGGGAAGGCAUGAAGAUCAAAGAUCUGCCAUCGAACGUCAGAACGGCGGCAUGGUGGCCGCAGCAAGAGCUGCUGGGCCACCCCAAGCUUCGAGCCUUCGUCUCGCACGGUGGACUUCUGUCUCUGCACGAGGCCGCUUAUCAUGGCGCCCCUACCCUCGUCUUGCCGGUCUUCUGCGACCAUGAUGGAAACGCGGCUCAAGCUGAAAAAUUGGGCUACGCCCUGGUGAUGGACCUGGCGAGACUGUCCAUCGGGAGUCUUCGAGAAGGAAUCCUCAAGGUAACUGCAGUGCACAACAAUUCGUAUCGAACAGCAGCUAAGAAGAGGAGUACAUUGCUACGAGAGUUGCCAAUCAACCCUAGAAAAUUGGCUACCUGGUGGGUGGAACACGUUGCAAAGCACAAGGGAGCUGAACAUUUGAAAAGUUCUACGAGGUACAUGGGUGUUAUUCACUAUUAUUCCAUUGACGUGGCAAUAUUUUACGUGAUAACAUUGAUACUACUAGUUUGCGGGUUGAAGAAAUUGUGCUGGAGAACUAUAUCAAAACAAGCUGUUAAAAAGAAAAUCGACUAG